Cyphellophora attinorum is the source of this 567-nucleotide messenger RNA. RefSeq names its product Transport protein particle subunit trs23. Gene Ontology annotation, cellular component: TRAPP complex. Lineage: Eukaryota; Fungi; Ascomycota; Eurotiomycetes; Chaetothyriales; Cyphellophoraceae. The record is from RefSeq and is a predicted model, not a curated record. The transcript has 2 exons. Gene Ontology annotation, biological process: endoplasmic reticulum to Golgi vesicle-mediated transport. The coding region runs from base 1 to 567 and encodes 188 amino acids.
AUGUUCGCGCUCCUCCCCACUUCCUCUUUGCCCGUCUUCGCCCUCCUCAUAAUCUCCAAAGCCGGCUCCCUAAUCUACCACCGCACCUUCCCCACGACGUCUUCUGCCGCCAUUACCUCCCCGACUUCGGAAACUCCCCCUCCCACGACUGGCACCCUAGGCCUCCCGGGCACCUCCACCCUCACAACCAACGACUAUUUGGUCCUGGCCGGCACCUUCCACGGCGUGCACGCCAUCACUCGCUCGCUCACCCCCAGACUCCCCCUUCACUCAACCGCGAACCCCACCCGCGCCUCCGACUGGACUCACCCAGACCCAAAUGUCGCCGCUUCGGGUAUUGAGACCAUGGAGAGCAGUUUCUUCCGCCUGACGGUGUUUCAGACGCUCACGGGGACCAAGUUCUUACUGUUCACGGAUCCGAGCAUGCCGAAUACGGAUGUGAUCAUGAAGGGCGUGUAUGAGCGGUAUGCGGACUUCGUGUGCAAGAAUCCCUUCUGGCAGAUGGAGAUGCCAAUUAGGAUCGAGAUUUGGGAGAGGAAGGUUGGGGAGUGGCUGACUAGGCGGUGA